CAAAUAAAUAUACUAUUUUAAUUUCAAGUACAAUUAUAAUAAAUUCUUUUAUUAAUGCCUUGCUUUUGAUAAUAGUUAUACUACUAGUGUGAAUAAUAACUCUUGUACGACACUUAAGUAAAAUUUUACAAAAUUAAUUUAAUCAUAUAAAUCAAUAAUUUUAAAUGUCAAAAAGAAAGAACGAUUUUUGUUGUCCCAAAGAUGAUAUAUAUAACUCAGAAAAUAUAGAUACUUUUAAAAAAGAUUUGAAGGAUUUAGUUGAAUCUAAUGGUGAUACUUUAUUAGCAAAUAAUUCUAUAAGUAUCAGUUAUCGCAAUAAUGAAGAUGAUUCUCAUAAAGUAAUUAAUGAAAAUGAGCAACCUCAUGAGACAAUUAAUGAAAAACGAAAAGAUUAUUUAAGUUGGGAUGAUUUUUUUAUGGCUACUGCUUUUCUAGCAGCCAAACGCAGUAAAGAUCCUGUGACUCAAGUUGGGGCAUGCAUUGUUACGCCUGAAAAAAAAAUUGUUGGAACUGGUUAUAAUGGAAUGCCAAUAGGAUGCAAUGACGAUGAUUUUCCAUGGGGUAAAAGUAGUAGCUCUAAAAUAGACAAUAAAUAUUUUUAUGUGUGUCAUGCAGAGAUGAACGCCGUUUUAAACAAAAAUUCAGCCGAUGUACGUGAUUGUACCAUAUAUGUUGCAUUAUUUCCUUGUAAUGAAUGUGCAAAAAUAAUUAUACAAUCGGGCAUCAAAGAAGUUGUAUAUUUGUCAGAUAAAUAUAGCUACAAGUUGGAAAUGAUAGCAGCCAAAAAAAUGUUUAAUGCUUCUGGUGUAAAAUAUAGACAGCAUAUUCCAUCUACACAAAAACUUGUAUUAGAUUUUUCAGAAAUUAACUCAAAUAUGACUCAAAUGCCAGGAACACCAUUCAAAACAAAUUAAAAAUGAAUACUUAAUUAUUUUAUUAUUUUUUAACAUUAUUGGUCUAUUUUUUAAAAUUUUAUAUUUGUAUUGCGUAACCUGUUAUUACACAUACAUAUUGGCGUAAAUUGUUAGUCAUUAAGAAAAACAUUUUUUUGCUCUGAAAUUACUUAUUUAUAAAUGUAAUCAUUGACGCCCUAGGGCAAUCAUAUAAUUGGCACCCAAUAUAUUAAAAAAUAAAACAUCUUAUGCAAAAUAA
This is a messenger RNA of Daktulosphaira vitifoliae (grape phylloxera), 1152 nucleotides long. Its product is annotated as deoxycytidylate deaminase. Gene Ontology annotation, cellular component: cytoplasm. NCBI's taxonomy places the organism in Eukaryota, Metazoa, Arthropoda, Insecta, Hemiptera, Phylloxeridae. Gene Ontology annotation, biological process: dTMP biosynthetic process; dUMP biosynthetic process. The record is from RefSeq and is a predicted model, not a curated record. Gene Ontology annotation, molecular function: dCMP deaminase activity; zinc ion binding. The coding region runs from base 165 to 914 and encodes 249 amino acids. The transcript is spliced from 5 exons.